AUGUCUUACUACCCCCCACCACAAGAACCCUACUACGGCGGACGCCCUCCAUACGAGCGUCCGCCAUACGACCGUCCUCCCUACGAGGGCGGUCCUCCCCCGGAGCGGCCCCCCUAUGACCGUCCCCGUUACGAGGGUUCUCCUUACGACCGCCCUUCCUAUGAGCGUCCCCCUCCAGAGAGAUACAACUCCGGUCCUCCCCCGCCGGAGCGCCCUCCCUACGACCGUCCCCCAUACGGUGACCGGCCUCCCUACGAAGGUGGCGAGCGCGGCUUCGACUCUCCUGCUCCCCGUCCUCCCUACUCCAGCCCUCCUCCUUCCGCUCGUCCUCCUCCCGUCCCUCCCCCUCCUCUUCCCAUGGAAUGGGCCCAGGAGUGGGAGCCCAGCCUCCGCCGCGCCUACUACGUCCACAUGCCUUCCGGCCGCACAGAAUGGGAGCUUCCCGCUGACAUGUCCCGCGACAUGCCUCCCCCUGGUCCUCCCCCGGCCGGUGGUCCGGGCUACUACGCAAGCCCCCCUCCGCCGCAGGAGGGGGGGUACUACCCCGACCCCCAGGCCCAGCAGAUCUCCGAGGAGGAGCAGAAGAAGAAGGACCGUAAGAACAUGCUUAUGGGUGGCGCAGCUGGUCUGGCUGUUGGUGCUCUCGGUGCUGCAUUCAUUUCCCACGAGAUUCACGAGCACGAGGAAGAAGAGGAAGAAGAGGAGCGUGAACAGCCACCUGUCAUCUAUGAGCGCGAAACUAUCAUCGAGCGUGGAGAGCAGCCUGCAUAUGAUUACGAGGAGGAUGGAUGGUAG
Molecule: messenger RNA, 795 nt
Organism: Aspergillus eucalypticola CBS 122712
Lineage: Eukaryota; Fungi; Ascomycota; Eurotiomycetes; Eurotiales; Aspergillaceae
Product: WW domain protein
Exons: 2
Coding region: 1-795 (264 amino acids)
Molecular function (GO): protein binding
Source: RefSeq, a predicted model, not a curated record